ACACCAGACGCAUGCUUCCACUUCCGGUGACACAUUUUCAUGUGCGAGAAUGUCAUACAUCUCCAGCCUCCAUCAAGAAAGUAUGAUAAUCGUCUUCAAUGAAUGAUGGAGUCCAACACAACCUGUAAAACUGUCAAUUUUGAUUUUACGCACAGAUUUUUGCCCUCAGUCUACGUGAUUGUUUUCACACUUGGAGUAAUUGGCAACUGCAUGGGACUGAAAUCUGUGUACGAUAACUGGAAGAAAAUGGGUAAUAUAAAUAUAUUUGUGGUCAACCUUUGCCUGGCAGACAUUCUAUAUCUUUUCACUUUGCCUUAUUUGGUGAUUUACUACGCAUUCAACAGCGAAUGGAUAUUUGGAGAUGUUUUCUGCAAGAUUAUAAGAUUGUGUUUCUGCAUCAAUCUAUACGGCAGCAUUGGUUUCCUCACGUGCAUCAGCGUUUACAGGUAUCUCGGCAUCGUUCACACUUUGAGGGUUAAAGGCAGGAUUGGAACAAAACAUUCGGUGGUGAUUGUUUUGCUGGUGUGGUUUUUGGUUUUUCUUCAGUGCCUGCCAGAUAUGUUCUUUGACAAAACCUCCAUCAACAAAACAACUUGUUUUGACACAACUGCGGACCAGUACAUAAGGGAAUACCUGAAGUACAGCAUCGGAAGGACGGUUGUUGGAUUCGGGAUCCCGUUGUUAAUAAUGGUAUGCUGCUACGGACAUGUGGCGUUUACUCUGAUGACUAAGAAAGACAUCGAUGUCAUCUUGAAGCUGAGAUGUCUCAGGCUGGUUGUUAUCCUGACCCUGCUCUUCUCUAUUUGUUUCAUUCCUUAUCAUAUUUUUAGGAAUUUAAACCUGGCAACUCGAAUCUCCAAGCUGGACGGCACGUGUAAGAAAUGGUAUUCUAAUGUGUACAUUUUAAAUCAGGUUGGUAAUGGAUUGGCAUGCAUGAAUAGUGCGAUCAACCCACUGGUUUACCUCUUUAACAAUGACGAACUGCUAAUGAAGUGUUUUAUGAGGUGCAGAGGAGCACGUCAAUCUUCUGCGGUCUCUCUUGUGGAGGAAUCUCACUUUCAGAAGCGUAAUAUUGACAGCAUGGCCAUGAAAUAGAAUGGAGAUUCUUUGUGUGAUAACUUUCUUCUUGCCUCGAGGACAUGACUGUACGUCUGAUGUGCAGUGUAUAAAAUGGUUCUUAUCUCUUGUGACAGGAUAUGCGCUUAAUGCUUCACUGUACUCUGUAAAACAGAACUGUUUGUUUGUUUGUUCUUAUUGUGUCUCAGUUCAAAGCAAGGCCAUUUUUAUGGGAUAAUCAUAGCUAAAUGUGACAUUUUUAUGCCGCUGUUUUACACAGCAAUUGCAAUGCUUACAUGCACUGAAUGAUAGAAAAUACAUUUUUAGGUUUUGCAUACGUAUUAUAUUUUUAUGUACAGUAAAUUCAGCUGAACUUACUUCAUAACUGAGAUAUUUGAGUUAUAUUCAUAAAUGUACAGUAAUGCUCUUGUUUCUAUGCAACAGGCAACUGCUGUUGCCAGUGGUUUUUUCACACAAUAUAGUGCAAUUGAAUUGUUGACAGCCAUAUUAAGUUAUGACACACACCAAGAAAUGACUUACUACUUUUGUGCCAUGUGGUAAAAACAGAACAGAACGAUCCUAUUUUUGUUCAAGAUAGAUUGAAAAAAUAUAUACUUGCAACCAAACACAUGUACAAAACUAUGUAAGAAAGACAUUAAAUACCAAAAAUAUGGGUUCACUUGGAACGAGGAUAAAUGUGGAAAUAUUUUAAUAUUUAAUAUAAUAUUAUUACCAUUUUAUGAACAUUUUAGUUUACUUUUGUAAGAUAAAUAUUUUAGUUCUGUGUUGUUAAAACAAAAGGCAGUAAAUUUAUUCUUUAUCCCAUUAUUGUCUUUAUCACAGAUUGUAAAUGUGUAUUAUUGUUUUGUAUGUCUUUGUUUUUUUAGCAUUGAGUUGUUUUUUAAAUACCAUGCACCACAAGAUCAAAGUUAAGAUCAAGUUUGUCAACGCAAUAAAUAUUGAUGAUUUUUUUUGUC
Messenger RNA from Ctenopharyngodon idella (grass carp), 2033 nucleotides. Its product is annotated as P2Y purinoceptor 1. Gene Ontology annotation, biological process: G protein-coupled receptor signaling pathway. Gene Ontology annotation, cellular component: membrane. Bases 103 to 1095 code for a protein of 330 amino acids. The transcript has a single exon. NCBI's taxonomy places the organism in Eukaryota, Metazoa, Chordata, Actinopteri, Cypriniformes, Xenocyprididae. Gene Ontology annotation, molecular function: neuropeptide receptor activity. The record is from RefSeq and is a predicted model, not a curated record.